Molecule: messenger RNA, 3027 nt
Organism: Planococcus citri (citrus mealybug)
Lineage: Eukaryota; Metazoa; Arthropoda; Insecta; Hemiptera; Pseudococcidae
Gene: gny
Product: garnysstan
Exons: 7
Coding region: 623-1831 (402 amino acids)
Biological process (GO): intracellular iron ion homeostasis; isoprenoid biosynthetic process; cholesterol biosynthetic process
Cellular component (GO): cytoplasm; nucleus; cytosol
Molecular function (GO): 2 iron, 2 sulfur cluster binding; ATP binding; dolichyl pyrophosphate Man9GlcNAc2 alpha-1,3-glucosyltransferase activity
Source: RefSeq, a predicted model, not a curated record
AAAGUUAAAAGGUUUAGGUUUUAUCUACCAAAAGUAUUUUCUGUGUUUUCAUUUUCAUUUUUCAGCUACUCGUGGCAAAUCCAAAGUACCUACUAAAUUAAUAAAAUUUUCAAUUAGACCGUCCCCCAAAAAAUAGCUAAAAUGAAGCAGUUCGGCCUAUUUAAAAAUGUGAUAUGUUUCUCAAUUAUGUCGGUUUAUUGCUUAAUGGAACUGCCUUAUUCCCUGGAAGACAAUCUUUGGGAUCCUGGUCGACCAUCUAAACUAGAAAUCGCUGUUCGGGAGAAAUUAACCGAGCAACUUCAGCCUGAACAUUUGGAAAUCAUAGACAAGUCGAGUUUCGAAUGCGGUGCCAUAUUCGAUGCAGUGAUCGUGUCGGCGAAAUUCGAAGGCCUUAGUAUUCUCAAGCAGCAAAAAUUAGUUUUCGAUGUUUUGAAAGAAGAAAUGAAAAACAUUCACGCAUUCUCUAUGAAAACAAUGACACCGGCCGAAUACAAAGAAUCUGUAGCUUCCUCCAGUACCUUAGCGUCUUGAAAAAGUUCCUAGUUUUCCGCGUGUCGAACAAUAAUUUUGUCUAGUUCAUUUUUUAUCUAAUAAUAUAAAUUUUACACGAUACGCGUAAAAAAUGUCUCGUUCUUUGAAAUUCUCGGUCAGUGCUCCGGGUAAAGUGAUUUUAUUCGGUGAACAUAGUGUAUUAUACGCCGAACCUGCUUUAGCCACCGCUAUCGAUAAAAGAACACAUUUGAAGUUCGAAUUAACCGGUAACGAUAUCGUAUUGGAUUUUAAAACCGUAGAUUUAUUUCUACAAAUAUCUAUCGCCGAAGUGAAUACUUUAUUUGCGAAUGUAGCCGCUCAUAAAACCAACGAUGACCAUUCGACCGAAUGUGAUCGAUUUAUUGCGAAUAUAAUUCAACAGAAUAUUAAAAAUUUGAAAGCGUGCGAAUCGUACAGUGCUUCUCAACAGGUUUCUUUGCUCUGCGUUUUCUAUCUGUUAUAUUUUUUGAUUUAUACUAAAAAUAAAGAAAUUAUUCCGUUUAAAAUCGAAAUAAUAUCGGAAUUAGUCACCGGAGCUGGAACUGGUAGCUCGGCCUCGUUUUCUGUCUGUUUAGCUACCGCUUUGAAUCGGUAUUCGGAAUUUAUUUCUGAUACUAAUUUUGGUCAUAAUGUAUUCGAUCUUAACGACGAGCAAAAAUCGAUCGUUAACAAAUGGGCAUUUGCGUGUGAACAGAUGAUUCAUGGAAAAGCAUCGGGCGUUGAUAAUUUCAUUUGUACUUACGGUUCAAUGGUGAAUAUCACGUUUAACGAGCAAUCGAAAGGAAAUUCUAAAGCUGAUUUCAAAUUGUUGCAAGAUGUCGCUCAUUUGAGAGUUUUAUUAGUAAAUUCUGGAGUCAAUAGAAAUACAGCUAUGAUGGUUAAAAAAGUUGCUGAGUUGCAUUCUAGAAAUCCCGAAGUAACAAAAAACAUAUUUAAAGCCAUCGGCGAAAUUACGAGAAGUGCUGCUCAGAUAUUGAAAGAUUUAAAACACAUUGAGGAAGACAGUGACCUUUACAAAGAAAAUUUCAAUAAACUGGAGGAUUUGGUAUCGAUUAACAAUGGACUACUCAUCAGUUUAGGAGUUUCUCACCCGAAGUUGAAUAAAAUUGUCGAAAUUUCCUCGCAAUUCGGUCUAAAAUCCAAACUCACCGGAGCUGGCGGAGGUGGUUAUGCAUUUGUGCUGAUACCUCCACUUUCCCCCAAUCAUCUAGUAAACGAGUGCAAGACAUCUUUAGAAGAAGCUGGAUUUACUGUCACUGAAGCAAUAUUUGGUGAAAAAGGUGUUGAAAUUUAUGAAUAAGUACUAUGUUCAAUUUUGUUUUGAUUAAUUUCAGUUGUGUUGUGAGCUUAAAAAGCGUACCUACAUAAUUUUUGAAAUCAUGAAACCAAAUUUACCAAGGUGCUACCAGUUGUUGAAUUUAGAUAUUAUUUUAUGGGGCUUAUUUAUAGUGAUAUUUUAUUAUUAAGGUGGAUCAAUUCUUUACAUAUCAAAGUUGAGCUUUCAACGUUUUUUUGUUGUUAAGUUUGUAUAUUUGUUGAGAAAUAUUUAUAAAAAAUGUUUAAAUUAUAUAAGAAUAAGAAUAUUAAAAUAUAUUUAUUAAAAAUAUUAUUUCAUAAGUACCUAGUGCUAUACUUAUUCAAUUAUUUCUUUUCAACUGCGAAAGUUUAACUAAAGAUUCAUCUCUCCAAAUUCUUCUAGCGGGUAAUUUAUCCACAGGUGUAAGUUUAACCAACUGUUGAUCAAUGUUUUCGGCCACCGGUCCGGUAAUUUUUGGUAUUGGUUUGAAAGUCUUACUCACAGCGUACAUACUUUCAGCGUAUCUUUCCGUGUAAUUCUUGAAUCCUUCGGCGUUCAAAUGAGCAGUCUCCAGUGGCCCUAGAAACGCGUACCUCAUUCCUAACCCUUCGGUCAUUACUUUAUCUAUAUCUUCGACCGAAACCAAACCGUCUUCGAUUAAAUUAAAGCAUUCGUUUAAUAUAGCGUAUUGAACUCUAUUCAACGCGAAUCCGGGUACUUCUUUUUUCAAAACAAUCGGAGCUUGACCAACUUUCUGCAUUAGGUCACGAGUAGCUUCUGCGACCCAAGACUCGGUCCAAGGUGCUGGAACUAUUUCAACCAAGGGUACGAAGUAAGGCGGAUUUACAGGAUGAGAAACGAUGAAAUUAUUUCUAUGGGUUAAAUCUUCAGAUAGCAGAGAUGGUAGAAACGUAGAUGUAGAAGUCGAUAUGAUCGUCUUGUCGCCAAUCACUUGAUCUAUUUGUUUGUAUAAAUCUUUCUUCAAGUUUAUUCUCUCGGGGAUACAUUCUUGUAAAAAGGAACUUUUUUGCACGAUGGUUUUCAGAUGAUUACAACCGUCGAUUAAUUGGAUUUGUUCGGCGGCUGAUAAUUUACCUCGUAGAGUUUUAUCUGAUUCGAGUUUCAGUAAUUGGGUUUUGAUUUCUUCUAAAGCCGAAUUCACCAGUUUUUCCUCGAUAUCGUAGAUGGUUACUUUGUAA